AACGCGACCACGACACAACGCUUUUCAGCUUCACCGUUAAGGCAGAAAAAAACAGUGGAUUAAUCAGAUUUUUAGCCAAUAACGCGAGUAAAUUGACAAAGGGGGCAAGUGUUUAUUUAUCGUUUUGGUGGUUUUUAGAAGAAUUUCUUUACGGUGUGGUUUUCUUGUGACAUCCGGGACCGGAAAAGAGACGUUUCCCCCCUCCUCGACAGCUGGUUUGCGGAUUCCCCACUAUUUGCACUUGAAGUUGUGUGAGCCGGCUGAGAUGAGUGGUCCAGAGGUGGCCAAGACACCGGGAGGCGGCGCUCCGGGCAAAGAGGGAAAGGAGCCGGUGGCCAAUGGGCACGCAGGAGAGGGCAGCGACCCCAACCCGUUCGCUGAGUACAUGUGGAUGGAGAAUGAGGAGGAGUAUAACAGACAGGUGGAAGAGGAGCUGUUGGAGCAGGAAUUCUUAGAGCGCUGCUUCCAGGAAAUGCUGGAGGAGGAGGACCAGGAUUGGUUCAUCCCGUCGCGUGACCUCAACAACCAGGGGGUGGGACAGCUGCAGCAGCAGCUCAAUAGCCUGUCCGUCAGCGAUCACCACAGCAACCUGGAGGAAGUGGCGAGGAAGAGCAUCUUGAAUCCCGAAGCGAAGGAGUUUGUCCCGGGGAAGAAAUACUAGGAGUCCCCCUCACCCCCAUGGAGCCUCCACAUGCACACAAACACACAAACACACACACCAGUCCUCACAUAUUCUCAGAGACUCUGGCGGCCAUGACCGCGCACACACUGAUUCUCACACACACACACGCAUGCACACACACACACACACAGCCUAUACACACUUGAAGUCAGUGGCGUGCUGGCAGGCCCAGUCGGGGGGUGGGGGGAUUUCUUUUUCUUUCUUUCUCUUUUCUUUAUGUUUCUUUAAUCUUUUUAUUUCCUGUUUGUUUCUUGUAAACUGAGGGACGCUGGGAACAGGGGUGGGGGAGGGGUGUAAUACCAGCACCGCCCUACUGCGGGCGCUAGCUCAUCAUUGCAUUUCAGAUGACGCUGUUGAUGUUUGCAGAGCAUGCAGGUCUCAUCGAAGCCCCCUUUUUAAAACUGAGGCAGCUACCAAGGAGUGAUGCCAGGACAAAAUUUAAAAAUCCAAAACAUCGAAACCUAAAAUAACUUCACAUACUUGUUCAUUUGUGUGCUGUCAAAUUGGGAAAAACAACAAGAACAACAACGCUUUGGAUUAAGUUGAGGGUUUCCACGUCUUUGAGAUCAGAGAACGACUAACACUUCAGGGGACUUGGUGGGUGUCUGCCGCUGCUCUGUAGAGACAUCACGGUCAAUCAGACCCGUUGACGUUUGCUCACAAGAUGUCACAAGCUUCCUGUGACAUCACAGCUCUUGUGCAUCUAGAGAUGCGGGUUGUUAUUUGUAUCCACAGCGGCUCUGUUCCAAACCAAACAUGCCCCCGCCGCCCCCCCGCCCCUCAUGCUUGUGUGAUCAGUGAUCAGAAUGGACAUGGACAGGUGUAAUCAUGGAUCAAUUAUUAGUUUUCCCAAUUUAUGUGGAAGUCCAUGUUUUAUCUUUUGUCCAGCUCAUAAGAACACAGGCGGGAGUUUCCCUAAUCAUGCAUCAAAUUGAGUUUAGGAAGGAGAGUUUCAUUAUAGAGGGAAGGUCAGAGCUUUCUGAGCCUUUUUAAAA
This is a messenger RNA of Toxotes jaculatrix (banded archerfish), 1677 nucleotides long. It is a transcript of the gene paip2b, whose product is annotated as poly(A) binding protein interacting protein 2B. The record is from RefSeq and is a predicted model, not a curated record. The transcript has 4 exons. The coding region runs from base 266 to 661 and encodes 131 amino acids. Lineage: Eukaryota; Metazoa; Chordata; Actinopteri; Toxotidae. Gene Ontology annotation, biological process: negative regulation of translational initiation. Gene Ontology annotation, cellular component: cytoplasm. Gene Ontology annotation, molecular function: mRNA regulatory element binding translation repressor activity.